AUGUUCGAAGAAAUGGACCAUUCCGGCGACGGAGGAAUCCAUGGCCAAUUACUACAGAACAACGGUUUUCAAGGAACGAGCCUCGGAAUGACAGCCUAUGCGCCGGUGGGAAAUGUGACUAUCUCCCAAGAUAAAUCAAAAUCUGUCAGCAAUUCUAUUACGUCCUCGCUCAAGGUUGCAGUACCCAAUGGAGUCACGGACUAUGUGGGUUUCGCAAAUACUGGCUAUAAAGGAGUUCCCGCUCUAGCGGCCACUUACAAAAGCUCGUUUUGGAUGAUGGGAAGAUACUCGGGAACUAUCAACCUACAACUUAUCGGGUCGCAAAGUGGAAUCGUGUACGCUGAUCACAACAUGACUGUCAAGAGUACAGAUUCGAAGUUUACGGAGUUUAAAACAUCAUUCAACGCUACCCACUCUCCAGAUGGAGAGAAUGAAUGGCAUCUGACUUUCGAUGGCUCGAAAGUGGGUGGUAGCUCACUUAAUUUCGGAUACAUCCAGCUAUUUCCACCGACAUUCAAUGGCAGAGAGAAUGGUCUGCGAGAUGACAUCGCUUCUUUCCUGGACGAGGUCAACCCGGCAUUCCUUCGAUUCCCAGGCGGCAACAACAUCGAAGGCUUACAGGUUGAUUCUCGAUGGAUGUGGAACACUACGAUCGGACCUGUGGUUGAUCGUCCAGGGAGAGAAAGUGACUGGUUCUAUCCCAACACAGAUGCGCUUGGACUAGAUGAAUAUCUUUGGUGGUGUGAAGAUAUGAACAUGGCGCCGCUUUUAGGUAUCUGGGCAGGCAAGUCAUACGGGGAUAUUAUCUCGGGGCCCGACCUCGAACCCUUUGUGGAAGACAUAAUGAACGAGAUGGAAUAUCUGUUUGGGGACUCUUCUACUCAUUAUGGCAAGAUGCGAAUCGAAAAUGGCCGGAAAGAUCCAUGGAAGGUGGAGUAUGUUGAAAUCGGCAACGAAGACGAUCUCACUGGUGGCUGUGAGAGCUACCCAGAUCGUUUUAACCAGAUCUACAAAGCCAUCCACGACAAGUACCCGGAUGUAAAAUUUGUUGCAUCCAAUGGAGACUUCUCUUGUCUUCCCUCACCACUUCCAAAGAAUGUGAUCAUUGACCUGCAUCUGUAUCGAAAGCCAGAUGACUUUGUGAAAUUGUUCAACCAAUUUGAUAACCAGCCGCGGGAUCAACCAGUGAUGAUUGGCGAAUAUGGAGCUCGGAACACGUCAAGUGCCGAGGGAAUCUACUGGCCGUAUAUGCAGGGAAGCUGCAGCGAGGCUGUAUAUAUGAUGGGAAUGGAGCGCAACAGUGAUAUUGUGAAAAUGGCAGCCUACGCUCCAUUGCUGGAGCACUUUGACUUCGUAUCUUGGUCGCCCACACUCUAUGGAUUUAACUCGACUCCCAACUCUAUAACACCCUCCACGUCCUAUUUCGUUCAGAAGAUGUUCGCUUCAAAUAAGGGUGAUACUAUCGUCCCAGUCCACACGACAGCAGAUUUCGGGCCUGUUUAUUGGGUAGCCUCAAAGACCGACUCAAGUUAUUACUUGAAAUUGGCGAACUACGCAAAGGACCCGCAGACUGUCCAGGUCAGAAUCCCAGGUACCAAGACUGGAAGGCUGGAAAUGCUUUCUAGUCCACAGUAUCAUGGCAACACGCCUUUCAAUGUGCAAGUCCAGACAGUUACAACCAGCGUUUUCAAUCCAUCGGGCAAUUAUUCCAUCAAUAUGGACCCCUGGGCAGUUGCUGUUCUGGCAGUUUCAUGA
Messenger RNA from Penicillium arizonense, 1755 nucleotides. RefSeq lists its product as uncharacterized. Gene Ontology annotation, biological process: L-arabinose metabolic process. Gene Ontology annotation, molecular function: alpha-L-arabinofuranosidase activity. NCBI's taxonomy places the organism in Eukaryota, Fungi, Ascomycota, Eurotiomycetes, Eurotiales, Aspergillaceae. The coding region runs from base 1 to 1755 and encodes 584 amino acids. The transcript has 4 exons. The record is from RefSeq and is a predicted model, not a curated record.